This is a messenger RNA of Physcomitrium patens, 3229 nucleotides long. The record is from RefSeq and is a predicted model, not a curated record. Lineage: Eukaryota; Viridiplantae; Streptophyta; Bryopsida; Funariales; Funariaceae.
GAAGCCCAUGUCUUGUGAUCCCACAAGCCAGCCGCAACCGAACGAGUCGAUCGAGCCUUUCAAAGCUGCAAACACCGUUUCUGCAUCGCAAUUGUAGUGCUGCGUUUGUCUCUAGGCAUUGAUUCAGGGUUUGCUGCGAACUGUGGAGUAGUUUUAUCGAGUCUCUCACUUACCCAAUUCAAAAUGGUGGUCCCAGUGGUGGGACGGCCCCUCUCCCAGGUGGUCUUCAGCGAGGCCAAGCGCAACUGGCCUUUCGUCUUCGGCUUCGGUGUCACUUUCACCCUUGUGGCCAAGCUUUCCGCCAGCCUUGACCGAAAGUAUACAGGCGUUCACAUUAUCCAGGAAAGUGCAGUGGAUCAUUGUAUGGAUUUUAUCGGAAUUGCUGGGGAUGGUCUAGCUGAGGAAGACGAUGUUCGGCCCAGGGGUGACCUGUUAGGUCUUACAGGAAGAUUUCAGGAUUUUUCUGGUUUUAUGAUAUCGUAAUCACGGAGAUAGUUAAACCCAAUCUAAGGAGGCUCAUAAAUCGAAAUUCGUUAAUCCCUAUGGGCACCACUGAUCAAAGCCACGAUGUCGCGUAAUAGAAGGUCUGGUUAUCCGUCACUUGACGUGACAUUAGCUGGAAUGAUUUGUCCAAGUACAGUUUGCGAUCGGUAUGAUUGUAACGAGGCCAUUAGUUUGAUGUGUACAUGCACACUCUUCUAAAAUCCUCUGAACAAAUUGAGUUCUCAAAGUUGGUACUGUGUGCUGAAUCUUGUUAUGCUCUUGCUUCUUUCCAAUGCUGAGGCUACGAUAUCUGUGGUUCAUCAACAUAUGCAUUUGAGCUUCUGGACUUGCAGAGCGCAGAUUAAAAUCACGAAGAGUGCCCCAUUAAAUAUUAAUGCGGACUGUGUACACUAUUGCGAUGCUGUGGGAGGAUGGUUUGCUCUUGGGUUGUGUUUAUCUUGAAGAAAACUCGAUGUAAGCCAGAGACUUUAACUGAGUAAUCUACUAAUCAUCUUAAGACUUUAGGUUGUUCGUUAACAAUUAGUGCACCUGCACCUCUUGCUAAGUCUUAUCGAAUUGAAGAUAUCUGAUUCUCUCAGAAAUCCUCAGAAUUUUUCAGAAUUCUGGCUAAUUACAUUACUGACAUGAUGUGGUAGGGGUACACAUUGAAACACUGUAAGUAGAAUGAACACAUAUGAAUAGUUGGGUCUUGAUCGCAUGUCCAUCUUGGCGGCAAGUUCCAAAUUCAUUAUCCCCGCGAAGAACACGCGUGAUACACAAAGCCCUGGCUCACAACUGAUCCAGUUUCAGCAAGAUAACAGCCUCGCGGUGAUCUUUCUAGUAUUCCUUCCCUCAACUACCCCAGCUCGUCACUAUGGCUGCUACUACCUUCUCAAUUGGAGCCUCCUGGGAAUCCCACUCUUGUCCUCUCUGCUAAGUUCUAGACUUCUGCAAAAGCAUCGAUAAGAAAUAACAACUCUUUCUCUGGGAACCGAAGAGAAGCACCAUUCCAAACCAAUCAUGUAGCAACGGAUGUAUUUGUGUUGACGAUAUCUGCAUUUCCAUACCUCUUUUAAUCCUAUUUUAAGAUCAAUGCGCAUUUGCUUCCAAGAGAUGUUCCCGACGGGAAGAUGUUUUGCAGUCGCUGGAUUCCAGCAUGUGCCAUGCCUUUGGAUGUUUACGACGGUAGAUCGAUCGACGGCGAGAGCAGGGAUGCUGUGUGAGGAAGAGGAAAAAAAGAAACAUACAAAAAUGUUCCGAGAGUCUUCACUAGGUCAUGAGCUCAAUCGAGAGCUUAUCGUCUUACAGUGGACUAAAUUGAUCACAUUGCAAGCCACGAAAUGGGUCUUUCGGGUGUGAAUAUUGACGCUUGUUGUGGAUUGAAAGCCGAUUCUGCGAACACCUUGAAGUGGGUAUCAAAGUCUGUUGGGAAGGCCGCUGAGAGAAAGGGAUUCAGGAACACAAUUAUCUGCUUGAAUGCGAAUUCCCGCCGUGGUCAAGUUUUGAGGGGCGGCGCUAUGGUUACUCGUAAGCAGCUGGAUAGUGCUGUUGUCGGAAAUUUAAGUGGCAGUGGUAGAGAUGAGAGAUUGAGGGUGCAUGCAGCCGCGAAAGGGCGUGAUGGGUGGUCGCAGAUAUCGCUGGAUGAUGUGUGUCGUCGUUUGCAUUUGUGCUUCUUUGAGAUUUGCGUGCAAAAUUUGGGAAGGUCAGCAGGACAAGCAUUACAUGAAUUUGUCUGUGCUGCGGUUGAUGCAUUUAUGGCUGGGUAUACAUUCGACAGGCUCAACCUCCAGAUUGUGCAUGGUUCAGGGGGCAUGGAAGAAUUUAAGAUGGAAAACGCGGGCUAUCGUUUGACCGCAUCUGAGGAAUACUAUCGAACACAGUGGCUCACCACGAUCUAUGUGACAUUGCAGAUGCUUAAGGUGGCUGAUAACGAAGCGUCAGCUUCAUUUGUUACUGAGAACCUUCAGCUCGUACAGAUUAUUCACCGAACUUUAGAAGGUCAACGGCAUGGUGAAGAGCAGAGCCUCGUGAAGUUUGACAGAGGCUUAGCUACCAAAGGAGCAUCUGGGGGUGCCGUAUCCGAGAAGCUCGUGAUUUCACCCCAAUGGGUACCAGUCACUCAGAUUGUACUCUUGACCUGGAAGGUUGUAAACGAAAAGCAGUAAUUCUAAGACUUGAGCAUCCACAAGAAGAGAUUUCCUUAUCUAACAAAGCCCAAAGACAAAUUUUUUUUUAGCAAAAAGGAUCCUAUAGCCGAAAAUAUACUCCCACAGUUUGGUCAAUCAUUUUCAGACCACAAUUUAAUGAAGACGUGAACGAUCUUAUCAUGUGUCAAAGCUUUUCAAUGCGCAAAGUUAUUGGAACUGUACUCUAUCUCCCAGCAGUGUGCCUUGGCUGUCCCUUUUUGUAGUUUGCAGUGAAUGUUGAUGAAUUUCAUGACAUGCCGUCAAGACUUCGUCAUAAUAUGUCAGCGUUUGCGGGGCAACAGUAAUUCCUGCCCACUGCCUCUUUCGGUUAUGAACAAAGAAUCGACAUACUCUUUUAUCAUCGUUAUCAUCUAGUGGAUUUAUCAAUAGUGCUGUAACAUCAGCUUCUGCGUCACUCUUUUUAGCUCGCGUACCCAGCUGCAACAGGUCGCUGUUGGUCGCUGUUGGCAGGGAGUAUGAUGUAGUUGUGAAACGAAGUGUGAUAGUUUUGUAUAGUUUAGUGAGAAUUUGCACAUGAAUAAAGCAUCAAUUUAGUUGUA